UCGACGUGCCGUUGUCGCCUCCUAGAAUGAUGCCGUCAUAGCGUACGUGAAGAGGACCCUCAGAAAUAAGAAAGACGUUCCGUGGUCGUUACGCUGGGCCGGCAACAAAAUGAAAUCCACUCCAUGGACGUCAAGCUUCGCAAAUAAUCAUCACCAUUCUGAUCAGCAGGAUUGAUUGCAGGUGGUGUUCAAGAGACAAGUUCGGUGACAGUCAGUGUCACGCGUUGUGCUGUCCUCUUGCCGUCAUCAACUUAUCUUCCAACUGGAAAAACUCUCCUUUCUUUUUUUCUUCUUUGUCCACGAUGACGACCCCCAUUCGGAAGAAACGCAACUUCAAGUCGCUCCAAUUGGCGACGCCGAGCCCACCAGUGUCGCCGGCGACAACGGAACCAGAGCCUGUUCUCAAUCCUAUGCCUACGCGACAAGCUCCAAUCGCUGGUGGGGGCAAACGGCGACCACCGCCAAUGACUUUGAAAGCCCCCAAGAUACCAAUGACGACGGCUACGCCUAUUGAUGGUGACAGCACUCUCUUGACCGUAUCCAACAGUUCCAGUUCCGCUCCGAAUACAGCUUCGCCGAUGGCUUCGACACGACGUUCAACUUAUGCCACCCUGUCGAAUACCCUGGCGAACCUGGAUAUGAACGCUGAAAUAAAAUUUGAUUUGCGGAACGAAGAUCUGAAGGAUCUCCAAGAGCUUGGUCAGGGUAACGGCGGGAGCGUGAAGAAGGUCGAACAUGUCCCUACCAGUACUAUCAUGGCGAAGAAGAUUGUCUUGAUUGACGCCAAGCCGUCUGUGCGAAAACAGAUCCUCCGGGAACUGCAGAUCAUGCACAACUGCAAUUCGAAGUUCAUCAUAUCUUUCUAUGGUGCUUUUCUUGCGGACCCAAAUAUCUGUAUUUGCAUGGAAUUUAUGGACAAGGGUUCGCUCGACGGGAUCUACAAGAAGAUUGGCGCCAUUGAUAUCGACAUUGUGGGCAAAGUCGCGUUGGCUGUUCUUGAAGGUCUUACGUAUCUAUACGAUGUUCACCGAAUCAUACAUCGGGAUAUCAAACCGUCCAAUAUCCUCUGUAAUUCUCGAGGUGACAUCAAGAUAUGCGACUUUGGUGUUUCUGGGGAACUUAUCAAUUCGAUCGCGGAUACAUUCGUCGGAACGUCCACAUAUAUGAGCCCCGAACGUAUCCAAGGAGCGCAAUAUACAGUCAAAUCUGACGUGUGGUCCCUGGGUAUCUCUCUCAUCGAGUUGGCCUUAGGGCGCUUUCCAUUUUCCGAAUCAGAAUCAGACGAUUCGGACCUGUCCGAUUUCGAGAGCACACUGUCGCCGGCCCGACCUGGCUCAAUGGGGUCAAUUGCUGCAUUGUCCCUCCCCAAGUCGCGGAAGGACAAGGCGAAGAAGGAUAAAAGGAAGAGCAAGGGAGUCAGUCUACAGGGAGGAGGUAUGACGAUGAGCAUUUUAGAGUUGCUGCAACAUAUCGUCAACGAACCAGCGCCAAGAUUGACGCCAGAAGGGAGAUACCCCCCAGAAGCCGAAAGAUUCGUGGACAACUGUUUACUGAAGGACCCGGACAUGAGGAAGACUCCGAAAGAUUUACUCACGCAUGAGUGGAUCAAGCAAGCAAGAGCUUCCAAAGUCGAUUUGGAAGGAUGGGCGAGCACCUUUUGACAAGACUCGUCAACGUCCAGCAACCGAUCUUCUCAUUGAUUUAUUCCAGCCGAUAUCGUAUAUAUUCCCUCUGCGCCGCGCAUCCCGACCUUCUAUUUCACUGCCCUGUGUUUAGCCAUUGCUUUCCCAGAUUUUCAAUACGCCUGUCUUCGCUUGUUUCAGCCUGCUGGCAGCUGCUGCGGGAUUUCCUUGAUCCACCAAAUGGAUCCGUCCCUCUAUUUCCCUGUCUCUACGUGCACGGUUUCCUAUUAGCAAGCUGAUUUGUAUUACUACUAUAAUUACUGGGUAUAUAUCAAUAGCAAUGAAUGAGACUCAGAUUGUUUGCGUC
Molecule: messenger RNA, 1989 nt
Organism: Guyanagaster necrorhizus
Lineage: Eukaryota; Fungi; Basidiomycota; Agaricomycetes; Agaricales; Physalacriaceae
Product: Pkinase-domain-containing protein
Exons: 5
Coding region: 303-1661 (452 amino acids)
Biological process (GO): protein phosphorylation
Molecular function (GO): ATP binding; protein kinase activity
Source: RefSeq, a predicted model, not a curated record